GCACCCAACGUUACGUCUUUGAAUUUUUUUUUCGUACAUGAACGCGGCCACAAAAUUCUUUACCAGGCGCAAGAAUGGCGGACACGAAGAAGGAUGCUGCUCCGACUCCAGCUGCGGCUCCAGCUCCAGCAGCUGCUUCGGGUCCUCCGAAAAAGCUACCGGCAGUACCGGAAUCAGUACUGAAGAGGAGAAAGCGACGUGAAGUAGUCAGAGCCACACGUGUACGGGUAUCGGUUAAGAAACGUGUUGACCACUACAAGAAGAGAAAAGAAAUCUUCAAGAGAGCGGAACAAUAUGUUAGGGAAUAUAGAACAAAAGAGAGGGAUGAGAUUCGACUGAUAAGGCAAGCCAAAAAUCGUGGAAAUUACUAUAUUCCUGGAGAAGCCCGUCUUGCAUUUGUUAUACGUAUUCGAGGUGUGAAUCAAGUAGCACCAAAGGUUCGUAAAGUAUUGCAGUUAUUCCGUUUGAGACAAAUCAACAAUGGUAUUUUUGUAAAACUAAACAAAGCUACCAUCAAUAUGCUGCGUAUUGUCGAGCCAUACAUUACCUGGGGAUAUCCUAACUUGAAAUCAGUUCGUGAGCUGAUUUAUAAACGAGGUUUUGCCAAGAUCAAUAGGCAACGCAUUCCAAUUACAAGCAAUGCAAUAAUUGAAAGAAACUUAGGUCGCUCCGGAAUUAUUUGUGUUGAAGACUUGAUCCAUGAAAUCUUCACUGUUGGAUCAAAAUUCAAGUUUGCCAGCAAUUUCCUGUGGCCAUUCAAGCUCAAUACUCCGAACGGUGGAUGGCGAAAGAAGACAAAUCACUAUGUAGAAGGUGGUGACUUUGGAAACCGUGAAGAUAAAAUCAACGAACUCCUGAGGCGAAUGGUUUAGGAUUGUAACAUACAUGGCAAAUAAAAACCUUGUUCAAACACA
Molecule: messenger RNA, 914 nt
Organism: Orussus abietinus
Lineage: Eukaryota; Metazoa; Arthropoda; Insecta; Hymenoptera; Orussidae
Gene: RpL7
Product: 60S ribosomal protein L7
Exons: 6
Coding region: 75-872 (265 amino acids)
Biological process (GO): maturation of LSU-rRNA from tricistronic rRNA transcript (SSU-rRNA, 5.8S rRNA, LSU-rRNA)
Cellular component (GO): cytosolic large ribosomal subunit
Molecular function (GO): RNA binding; structural constituent of ribosome
Source: RefSeq, a predicted model, not a curated record